Messenger RNA from Nycticebus coucang (slow loris), 2537 nucleotides. It is a transcript of the gene EEF1E1, whose product is annotated as eukaryotic translation elongation factor 1 epsilon 1. Gene Ontology annotation, biological process: positive regulation of DNA damage response, signal transduction by p53 class mediator. NCBI's taxonomy places the organism in Eukaryota, Metazoa, Chordata, Mammalia, Primates, Lorisidae. Gene Ontology annotation, cellular component: aminoacyl-tRNA synthetase multienzyme complex; cytoplasm; nucleus. The transcript has 4 exons. The record is from RefSeq and is a predicted model, not a curated record. The coding region runs from base 32 to 466 and encodes 144 amino acids.
UCCUGUCCCUGCCCGGAGCUACGGCCGGAAGAUGGCGGCGGCCGCGGAGUUAACGCUGCUGGAAAAAUCUCUGGGGCUGAGCAAAGGGAAUAAAUAUAGUGCUCAGGGCGAGCGACAGAUUCCAGUUCUUCAAACAAACAAUGGUCCAAGUCUAACAGGCUUGACCACGAUAGCAGCUCAUCUAGUCAAGCAGGCCAACAAAGAACACUUGCUGGGGAGCACAGCAGAAGAAAAGGCAAUCGUCCAGCAGUGGUUAGAGUACAGGGUCACCCAAGUAGACGGACACUCCAGUAAAGAUGAUAUCCGCACUCUGUUGAAGGAUCUUAAUUCCUAUCUUGAAGAUAAAGUCUACCUUACAGGAUAUAACUUCACCUUAGCAGAUAUCCUAUUGUACUAUGGACUUCAUCGCUUUAUACCUUUUCAAGUAUUCAACUUGGUUGCAUCCUGGAAGUCAAGUCUGUCCUGAUAUACAUCUCCCCUGGCUCCUGAUUCCAGCACCGAUACCACUGUACUGUUCUUGAUUAUCUGUCUCUUCAGCCAGGCUUAAUUCCUUAAGGGACGGUCUUCUUUCUUGUAUAUCCAGCCCUCAAAACAGUGACUGGCACAACAUAGUAGGUGUUCAAUACCUGUUUGUUUGAAAGAAUGUACCAUUCUAAGCUGACCAAGGAAAGUGUAAGUGUAAAUUACAAUUAGGUACAGGUGUAUAUAGCAGACAGCCCAAACCACACGAAGGUGGGUGGUGGUUCUCUCAGGUAAAAGAAGUUGGGCAAUAGUCCACAUUUGGUAUGAGGCACCCAGCUUCUGUUUUUCUGUUUCUCCACACUCAAGCAGAGAUUUCCACCCUUAAGUUCAUUUUAUGGUCCAAUAUUGAUACCAGAGCUCCAGACAUCAAGCCUGAUGGACUUCCAAAGGAGGGAGGGGGACAGCAAAAGGCUGCUCUCCCAGCAGAGUUCACCCAAAGGGACCCUCCCGGAAGCCCUGUGCCUUAAUAUCUAUGUACAUAUCUUUGACCCCCGGCUGGGAGGAGGCCAGAAAUGUAGGUUUUUAGUGGGCACACAGCCACCUGAAAUAAAGCUAUGUCAGUGAGGAAGAAAGAAUAAAGGGAGACAGGUAGCUAGCUCUGUCACAGUAAGCAGUGCUUAAAGGGGAAAAUACCUUCCAAAUGCCACAUGGUCAACUGUAAAAGAACUGUUAGUAAAUUGUUGACAUUCCAUGGAUCAUUGAUUUGCAAAGAGUUAGAAUAUAGUAACUUUCCACUAUUUCACAUUUCAUGAUUCAGAAGGUAAUUUUGGGAUCCUGUGAUAUACAAUUGUCAUCAUGAGGGUCUGUUAAUGCACCUUUAAUCACAACAAUAUUUACUAUGUAUUGGGCACCAUUUUAAGUGCUUUAAAUGAAUUCACUCCUUUAUUGUCCCUUUUUGGAAAUAAGGAAACUGAAGCAGAGGGAGGUUAUGAAACUAGCUCAGGGUCACACAACCAGUAAUCAAGGUGCUGGGAUUCAAACAUAAGUAUGUGGCUCAAUGUUAACCUGGAAACCACGUGACAGGUGUGCCCGUAAAAUUCUACUUGGCCUGUGAAAUCAGUUGUUAUCAACCUCAGAAAAAAGCUGCCCUGGGCAUUAGAUAAAAUAAAUAUGUACCUAAUUAUAAGAACAAAUGAGAUGAUGGUACAACUCUGAAUACAGUAAAAACCUCUAACCUACACACUUUAAACGGUAAAUGUUGCCAUAUGUGAGUUAUAGCUCAAUAAAGCAAUUGAAAAGGAGUGGAGUUAAACACCAGUCUCACUGUAUAUUAAGUGUAAGACUUUGCAUGAGUCACUGCCUAUGAAAUUCCUCACAUGAAAUAGAGGUAAAGAUCAUUGAUAUCAUUUAAUUUGCAGUGAGAAUGUAUAAAAAUUGCCCAGUACUGUGCCUAGCACAUAAAAAAAAUGAUCAAUAAAUGGCUAUAAAAGAUCGUAAAAGUAUAACUUGCAAUUUUAUGAAGCCGAAUUCUUUUUCUAGCAGCUAGCUAUCCCUGAGGUGCCAACCUGUUCAAUACAUGAGUCCAUUUGAGGUAAGACAAAUGGUAACAGAGCAUCUUUAGAUUUUGGUAAAACAUGAAUUCAUAUUACCAGUUUCAAAGUCUCGGAUUCUCACAUCUUUCAAGCUGUUGGAAAUAAGGACUGUGCUAUUUUUCUUAUUUUAUUUCUAAAAGAGCAAUGAGACCCGUCCAAAAAAAAGAGUGCAGCCAUCUUCAUGCAUGCUAUUGCUUCUGAAAAGUGAAUGCUGCUGUCCAACCAUUUUCUCUCUGUGAUUCCCAGAAGUCUACAGCACUGACCAUUCAGUGAUUCCCCCAGGUAUUAUUUAGCACUGACUAUGCACCGGACACUCUGCUAGGCCAUACAGAUAACCCCGCUCCAACCCUCCCCUUGUACAGUGUGUGAUAGAGCAUUCUUUGGGAGGCUAUAGUCACCCUGCAUUCUUUGAAAGUAAAUAAAAAUAACUGGUUAUCAUUUAUUAAGUGUCUACUAGGUUGUGUGUUCUGUACUUUUUUUUUU